AUGAUUAGAAUAAAACUACCAACUCACAAACACCCUUUAUACCCUACUCCUUGGGUUCGCAUUUGCGACGGCUGCUAUCGAGAAGGUGGUUACAAAAAAGAUGGCUAUCGUUGCUACGAAUGUAGAAUCUAUUUUCAUAAAGAAUGUGCAGAGUCAUCUUUAGAGAUCAACCAUCCAUCUCAUCCUGAACAUCCUCUCCACCUUUACAUUAUCGCGAAGAAGUAUUCCGAAGUUCGAAACUGUAAGUUGUGUGGGGAAAAAUUGUAUCAUAUAUUUUAUCAUUGUCCUUUAUGUGAAUUUGUUGUUGAUACGGCAUGUAUAAAAAAUCAACCACCAUAUCUAAUUGAACAUCCCAAAGCCCACAAACACUCUCUUGUCCACCUGAAAAACGUUAAAACUGACAGAUGUGACUUUUGUGGAUAUAUAUUUUUUAGUAGGUAUCUUUACAAAUGUUUUCAAUGUCAACUGAAGUUCCACUUUGAAUGUUUAAACCUUCCUCUAGAGAUAACUCAUCCAUGUCAUCCUAAACACCCUCUUAAGUUCCUUACACGUGAAGAGCAUUAUUUCCUUGAUGGGAAAUGUUGUAUAUGUGGAGACGAAUUAUGGCGAAGAUUUUAUCAUUGUUCAAUCUGUAAAUUUAGUGUGGAUUUAGCUUGUGUAAGGAAUCCACCACCACUUACAAUCUUAUUUGCAAAGACUCAUGACCAUAAAAUCAGUCUUAUGCCAAGGAUCAUCUCUUUCAACUGUGAUGUUUGUGGGAUGAAUGGUGACCGAAGUCCUUAUUCAUGCCAACGAUGUGACUUCAUGAUCCAUCAGAGUUGUAUUGACUUACCAGAGAUCAUCAAUGUUAACCGUCACGAGCAUCGUGUUUCUAGGCGUCUACAUCUUUAUCCUGGGAAUUGGAUAUGUGGAGUUUGUUACAAAAAGGUAGAUUGGUCCUAUGGGGCAUAUUCUUGCUCAAUUUGUCCUAAUUAUGCCAUUCAUUCUACGUGUGCAAUAGAAGAUGAGGUUUGGGACAAGUUAGAACUCAAAGGGACACCAGAAGAAGUUCAAGAAAUCAAACCAUUUAAGGUGAUUGGUGAAAACUUAAUACACCAUUUUAGUCACGAGGAACAUUAUCUACAACUCAACGAGGAACAAAUCAAAGGCGAUGGAAACGUUCGUUGUGAAGCAUGUGUCUUACCCAUAAAUUAUCAAGCAUUCUACAGUUGUGUGCAAUGCGAUUUCAUUCUCCACAAAACAUGUGCUAAUCUUCCUAGGAAGAAACGACAUAUGUAUAAUGAUAAGCCAUUCAUUUUAAAGAGUGGUGGCAUGACACAAUUUAAUUGUUCGGCAUGCUAUAACUGGUUCAGUGGUUUCAGGUAUCGUACUGAAAGUUUCAAUAUAGAUGUAAAAUGUAGUGAACUUUCUGAACCUAUAUUCCACGAAAGUCAUGGAUGUCCCUUGUACUACAUUCACCGGAACCAGGAGGAUUGCAUUGCUUGCGGCAGGAGGUGUAAAUCAACAUUUAAAUGCAAUGACUGUAAAUUUGUACUAGGUACCAAAUGUGUUGUUUUGCCAAAAACAACGAAACAUUGGUAUGACGAACAUAUACUCUCUUUAUGCUAUGACAAUCAUACAAAAGGAGAACUUUGCUGUGAUGUAUGCGAGGAAAGUAUAGAAAAAUAUUGGUUCUACAAAUGUGACAUAUGUUGUGUAGCUUUUCAUACCAAGUGUGUUCUCGGCGAUUUAUCACUUCUCAUGCCUGGACGAAGCAUAAUCACUUACUAUGAUGAAUUGAGGAUUGAAGUGAUGCAAACAAGUCCUAGUUUCUUACCACGGUGCUAUUAUUGUCGCUCUCGACGAGCAGUUCCCUUUGUUCUAAGAGCUUUUUAUCCUAAACAAACUGUAUUAGUUUGUUCUUCACAGUGUUUUCUCUACAACCAUUUGGGUACUGAUCAUUACAUAUUUAAAGAAGGACUAGUACUCUUUGGGUAA
Molecule: messenger RNA, 1977 nt
Organism: Eruca vesicaria subsp. sativa (arugula)
Lineage: Eukaryota; Viridiplantae; Streptophyta; Magnoliopsida; Brassicales; Brassicaceae
Source: the annotation of a GenBank genome assembly